Lycium barbarum (goji berry) is the source of this 462-nucleotide messenger RNA. RefSeq names its product secreted RxLR effector protein 161-like. NCBI's taxonomy places the organism in Eukaryota, Viridiplantae, Streptophyta, Magnoliopsida, Solanales, Solanaceae. The transcript has a single exon. The record is from RefSeq and is a predicted model, not a curated record. The coding region runs from base 1 to 462 and encodes 153 amino acids.
AUGUUUGAGGUGACACUUGUGGCCACUCCUUAUGAUGCUAGCUCUCAAUUGAAAAAGAAUAAUGGUGACCCCGUUGCUCAGUCUAAAUAUGCGCAAAUUAUUGGGAGUCUGAUGCAUUUAAUGAACUUUACAAGGCCUGAUAUGGCCUAUGCUGUGUGUAGACUGAGUAGAUAUACUCGUAAUCCCAAUCAUGAGCAUUGGUCUACAUUAAUUAGAUUCGUGAAAUAUUUGAGAGGAACCAUGAAUUAUGGUAUGAUGUAUAGUGGAUUUCCCUCUACUUUAGAAGGAUAUUGUGAUGCAACCUGGAUCUCUGAUUCAGAUGAGACAAAAUCCACUAGUGGCUAUGUGUUCACCCUUGGUGGGGGUGCAAUAUCGUGGAAAUCAGCUAAGCAGACGAUCAUUGCUAGAUCAACUAUGGAGUCAAAGUUUGUAGCUCUAGAGUUAGCUGGUUCUGAAUGCUGA